AAACAAACAAACAAACAGUUUUAUUAAAAUAAAGCAAGUGCCGGUGAAGAGACGCAAGUUCGGGGCAUUUCAUUGGAGCAGAAAUGCACUCCUGCCUUGCCUUUGUUCCAGUAGCCAUAGACGCCAUAACCAGGCCACGUUCCUUCCUUCCUCUGCCAGGUAGGCCGCCUUCCAAGAUCGUCUUCUACCUCCAGACUCGGUCUUCUUCUUCUCAUUCCCAAAUCAAUUUCAGACACUUCCACCCUCUCUCUUCUCGCUGGCUCACUCAGAUUCCCACUCACCACAACAAUCUCCGAGCGUCGGGCUCGCGCCGCCAACUGACGUCAGCUCCCGCCACUAUGCUUCCAGAAAACCCUGUGGUUGCUGAAAUUUGCGCCGCCUUAAUUGCAGGCGGCGUUGCUCUUUUCUUCCUGCUGUUGUGGGAAGAAACCGCCAAGCGUGGGAUCUUCGACCAGAAUCUCAAUAGAAAGCUUGUGCACGUGAGCAUUGGCCUAGUUUUCAUGCUUUGCUGGCCACUGUUCAGUUCUGGCCUUCAAGGAGCAUUUUUAGCAUCUCUUACUCCAGGCCUCAAUAUCUUCCGAAUGCUUCUAUUGGGACUUGGAAUAUGGAAAGAUGAAGCCACAGUGAAAUCAAUGAGCAGAUACGGAGACUACAGGGAACUUCUCAAGGGACCACUGUACUAUGCCACGACAAUAACUUUGGCUUGUCUAAUCUAUUGGAGAACUUCUCCUAUUGCAAUUGCUCUUAUAUGCAAUUUGUGCGCUGGAGAUGGUUUAGCUGACAUUGUUGGUAGGCGGUUUGGUACUCAGAAAAUUCCAUACAACAGAAACAAAUCUAUAGCUGGUAGUGUUGCAAUGGCAUCUGCUGGUUUUUUAACAUCUAUCGGGUACAUGCACUAUUUCUCCAGCUUCGGGUUUGUUCAGGAAAGUUGGGGCAUGGUUUUGGGUUUCUUGGUUGUGUCUCUUGCCUCGGCACUGGUAGAAUCCCUCCCCAUAAGCACUGAGCUUGACGACAACCUAACAGUUUCACUUACUUCUGUGUUAGUUGGCAGUUUGGUUUUCUGAUAUGGGGAACCCUUGUAAAUAGCAGCCAAAUUAGGCAAAUCGAUGAAGGCAAGUUCGGGGAACAACCAUUGGCCAACUUGAUUGUGUGUUGUAUUGUACGUGUACUCUAGCAUUGUUUAUUAGCUUGACUAUAUGUAACAAUAAUACCGUAUCAAUAAACAAUGAAACCGCGAUUCUCUUU
Molecule: messenger RNA, 1245 nt
Organism: Pyrus x bretschneideri (Chinese white pear)
Lineage: Eukaryota; Viridiplantae; Streptophyta; Magnoliopsida; Rosales; Rosaceae
Product: probable phytol kinase 3, chloroplastic
Molecular function (GO): kinase activity
Source: RefSeq, a predicted model, not a curated record